Messenger RNA from Debaryomyces hansenii CBS767, 519 nucleotides. It is a transcript of the gene PAM18, whose product is annotated as Pam18p. The transcript has a single exon. The record is from RefSeq and is a predicted model, not a curated record. Gene Ontology annotation, molecular function: ATPase activator activity. Gene Ontology annotation, biological process: protein import into mitochondrial matrix. Lineage: Eukaryota; Fungi; Ascomycota; Pichiomycetes; Serinales; Debaryomycetaceae. Gene Ontology annotation, cellular component: PAM complex, Tim23 associated import motor. The coding region runs from base 1 to 519 and encodes 172 amino acids.
AUGGCACCUUUUAAUAUGGAUAUCCCUACAUUGGCUAUUCCUGGUGACAGGAACCAAAGCCAAGCUAUAGAAUUACUGCAACAGGCCCAACAACCUCAACAACCCCAACAGUCCCAACAAGCUUAUACGGGCCACUUACAACGUAAACAGGCAGAUGAAGGUUCAGCUGAGUAUUAUUUUGACAAAGGUUGCGAAUGGAUGGGUAACCACCCAUGGAUGACCGGUAUGGGAGUAUUAGGAGUUGCAUAUUUUGCUUCUGGAUUUGUUAAGUCCAAACAACCAGGUAUUAACGGUAAGGCGUUUGUCAAAGGUCCUUUUGGACAGAAGAUGACCCCCAAGGAAGCGUUGCAGAUUUUGAACUUGAAGGAAACCAACUUAUCGCAAGCCAAAUUGAAGGAACAGCACAGAAAGUUGAUGAUGGCUAAUCACCCAGAUAAAGGAGGUUCGUCUUAUUUAGCUACAAAGGUCAACGAAGCAAAGGAUAUAUUAGAAAAGAGAGGUGGUUUAAAGAAGAAAUGA